This is a messenger RNA of Procambarus clarkii (red swamp crayfish), 5020 nucleotides long. Its product is annotated as dipeptidyl peptidase 8. Gene Ontology annotation, molecular function: serine-type peptidase activity; dipeptidyl-peptidase activity. Gene Ontology annotation, biological process: proteolysis. The record is from RefSeq and is a predicted model, not a curated record. NCBI's taxonomy places the organism in Eukaryota, Metazoa, Arthropoda, Malacostraca, Decapoda, Cambaridae.
UGGCGCUGGUGGUGGAGGAGGAGGAGCCUGGUGGUCGUGGCCGGCGGUGGGUGAGACAGACGAUUUUCACCACCACUACCACCUCCUGGCUGGUCUCUGCCCUCCCUACCACGCCUCUCCCGCCCUCACCCACACCUCCAACAUGACCUCCACCACCUGAGUUGGUGUGUGUGAAAGAAUGCCAUAAACACUGGAAACUGAGAACUUCAUGGCCAGUUCAGAGUGGCUGCAGAAGUUUUAACAGAUGACACAACAUGCCAUUAUAACUGCUUAUUUCUAUCUCACUAUUGAAUGAGGAAGAAUGCCACGAAUACCCACAGGUAGUGGUGGUGUCUCGCGGGGAGCUGUGGGAACGGGAGGAAACUCCCUCAACUGGCGGGAAGUACACCAACGCGUUCGUGAACUCAGGAGAACUUUCCUCCAUCUAUCUGUCAAGACACCCACUGAUGUUACCUUUCGACGCCUUGGACCCUCACAGUUGCGAUGUUAUUUUCUCCUAUCUCCGGGUCAGGGUAGAGAAUCUACGCUGUUUUAUGCCGACAUUAAUCUCGACAAGACUUGGGGUAGCAGAAUUGUAUAUCAAGAAGUGUUGGAUUCAGGCCAUUCCUUCCUGUGGCGGCGGAUAUCGCGUGAAGAGCAGUUACUGAGUGAACGCAGACGCAUCUCCACCUGGGGCAUCACAAACUAUGAACUUCAUCCCACAUCUGGUACUCUGGUCUUCCCAGCAUCCUCCACCAUUUUCCAAUGUGUACAUGCAGAACGGCCGACUGGGCCCAUUAGCCCAAGAGAAUUGCCGAGUGUCCAGGUCAGACUAAACCCUCAAAUAUGCCCCGCAAACCCCAACCUCAUAGCCUUUGCAGCUCGAUACGACAUUUAUCUUUAUAAUACUAAAACAGGAGAGGAAAAAAGAGUGACCCAUGUACAUAGUGGUAGUGGCCGACUAGAAUACGAUCCCAAGAGUGCGGGGAUGCCCUCAUAUGUAAUGCAGGAAGAAUUUUCCCGUUAUCAGGGCUACUGGUGGCAACCUGUUUCUCCUGAUGGUGUUUACCGAUUACUGUUCGAGGAAGUUGACGAAAGUGAAGUUCCCAUCGUGCAGUUUAUCCUUCCUGAUGAUUCAGCUGGCAUGCUUGAUGAGUUUAGAUUUCCUCGAGCGGGUAUGUCUAAUGCAGAAUCUACAUUAAGGUUGCUAGAGGUUGAAGUAGGUCCAGCGGAAGAGUUAAGGGUGACGACUCGACACUUGCGUCAUGACCUCAAACAGCUAGCUCCUUGGCAUGAGUACUUAGUUCGUGUUGGCUGGGUUCCUGAUGGCACACAGAUUUGGUGUCAACUCCUUGACAGACGACAGCAGCGGCUUGAACUGAUUUUACUGUCUUUGUCAUCAUUCACUGGCCAGAAGAGUCCAGCCGCACCAUCUGCUCCAUCACCACCACUUCUCUCCCCUCAUGUGAUAGUUUCCGAGCACUCGAAUACAUGGAUAGAUGCGUCGCCGAGAGGGGCCCCGAGAGGUCCGGAACGUUUACAGUUGGGCGCGCGGCGAGGGACCGGAACGCUAAAGUGUCAAGUUCAUAAUCUGCUGUAUUGGUGGACAAGUCACGGAGACUCCAGUCAGAGAAUGUUGAUAUGGGCCAGCGAAGAGACAGGUCAUCGUCACCUUUAUCUUGUGCUGUGUCAAUUGUCCCCUCCAUCCAGCACUGAAGACCAACCUUCUCACGAGGAUCAAGGUAUGGUGGCUGCACAGCUAGUUCAGAAGAUUGCCCUCACCCGAGGUGAAUGGUCGGUGACCGGCAAUGGUUUAUGGGUUGACGAGUCCCGAGGCUUAGUGUACUUCACAGGGCUGCUGGACUCUCCUCUGGAACAGCACCUCUAUGUCACUUCAAUAUCACAUCCAGGAACCAUUCAAAGACUAACAGAACCGGGGUUCUCGCAUCAUGUUGCUCUAAAUGAGGAUUGCAGUGUAUUCACGACCGUGUACAGUAGUGUGGAGACCCCUUCACAGAGCCAAGUUCUGAGGAUAACCCCGCACGAUGCACAAAACAGUAGUGACAACCUAGUCUGGGUGUCUGUGUUGGGUGACCUUGUCAAUGAAACACGCAGUGUUGGGUGCCAGGGGAUGAGACGGCUGCUGUUCCUCCUCCUGCAGCUCCUUACAUCACUCUCCAACCCAGUGUCGGAAGGGUUGAGAGAAAUAAAGUCUCUCGUUGUACCCGAAGUCUUCACAACAAGAAUAAACAGCGGGGAUUCAAUAUACUCCAUGGUGUUUAAGCCACAUAACUUCUCACCGGGAAGAAAAUAUCCUACUGUUCUAUGUAUAUAUGGUGGACCGCAGGUUCAGCUCGUCACAAACACAUUUAAGGGUUUUAGACACAUGCGAACUCACAUGCUCGCUGCUCAUGGCUUCUGCGUGGUUAGCAUUGACUCCCGCGGCUCUGAUAACAGAGGCGUUGGUUUUCAAGCACACCUCAUGAACAGAAUGGGCACUGUAGAAAUAGACGACCAAGUAGAAGUGUUGCAGUUACUGGCUGGUCAGUGUGAUUAUAUGGACCUUUCACGCCUGGCCGUUACUGGCUGGUCUUAUGGUGGCUAUCUCUCUCUGAUGGCUCUGGCGCAGAGACCUGAUGUAUUUAAAGUGGCUAUUGCUGGGGCUCCUGUUGUGUCGUGGAGUUUGUACGACACCGGCUACACCGAGCGCUACAUGGACCUGCCCAGUGUCAACCCUGAGGGAUAUCGUAAUGGUUCCGUCCUCUCCUAUGUCAAUAACUUGCCCGAUGAGGAAAACCGGUUACUAAUUGUUCAAGGAAUGAUCGAUGAGAAUGUACACUUCUCACAUACGAAUCAAUUAAUUCAGGCCCUUAUUAAGGCAGGAAAGCCAUACCAACUUCAGAUAUACCCCCACGAGCGCCACUGCUUACGUCAGCUGGACUCCAACGAACACUACGAGACUAAGCUACUCUCCUUUUUGUUGAAUAAUCUAUGAUGGAAAUGGAAGCUAGACUUUGAAAUCUUUGUGUUAUAUCACCAAAUUUUUUGACAGCAUUCUGGUUUGUUGAUUGUUUUGGUGUUUAUUAACUAUGUAACUAGUGCUUGAUGCUUUCUAGAAACAGGUGUGCCAACCAGUGCUAGUGAUGGUUUCACCCAAGUGUCGAAUGCAUGGAAUUCUGCAUUAAAAAAAUCAUUUUUACAUUAACGAAGCACAAGACUGUGUGGAAAUGGCUGUUGUGAAUAGCGGUUAAAUGUUAUUCGUGUGAGUUAACUUGGUAACCAAGAGUACUAGAACAGUGUGGAAGUGUCCUUGUUAUGACUGAUGCUGAAAUAAAAGGCAAACUAAGCCAAAAUGUAGGUUUUAAGGGAGGACUAAUGAACAUUUCUUCAUUGCCCUAGAAAUUCACCAAGGUAUUGUCCUGUUUAAUGCCUCUCUUGUUAUUUGUUUUCUCACCUUUUUUUUUUUUUAUGUAUGAUGAAGCUUGGACAGAUACCAGUGUUUGAUGGAUCUGAUUGUAUAAUGCUAAUAUUGUAAUGUUAGCUCUACGAUGAUGGUGUUUCUCAUGUUUUAAUUUUUUUAUCAAAAAAUGUUACGGAAUGAUUAAAUUGUCAAGUGCUGUAUUUUGAUUAGACUUGGAAGAAAGCUGUGGGCUGUAGGUGGUGAUUACACUCGGUAAAGAUCUACACCACAUACGCUAGCGCAGCUUUUUGCAGUUAUGUUGGUAGUUGGUCUUGCAGUCACUGAGGAUUCUGAGUACCGAUAGACAAAAUUUGAUUUUACUGUCUCACUUUAUCCUAACUUUAUUUUUUUUUUUUUUUUUUGUCAAGAUAUACUGUAAUUUGACCAAAUCACAAUGCCGAUAGUUAUUUUCGCCUGUAAGUUAUGUUAAUUAUCUGGUAGUGUGUUAGGCAGUGGAUAAUGGUAGCUUGCAGGUACAGCAUGGACUGUUGUGGAGACGUGUCCAAGUGACUUGGAAUUUGUAGCCUCAUUCAAAAUUGAACAGUUAGUCAUAUGGUGAUACAAUGAACUACCCAAGUUAUUUUGAGACUACAUAAAUCUUGUGGUUCUGGCAGACCCCAAAACAACAGCUGCUUGCAUUGUCUAGGUACGAAUCACAGUGAUGCAUUUAGGAAACACAGGAUAGGGCUUAGGAACCACGUGUUCUCAAGAUGAUGUAGGCUCUCCGUAAUAUUUCGUACCUGUUACCUGCUGUGUACAUGUACAAAACUACUACAAAAUCUAACCAGGUCAACACUAUAAAUUGUCAUUUUUGUUCAUAUAACUUACGCUAUAAAAUUAUAAUGUUAGGAGUGAUGCUAGCAAGGUAUAUGUAUUGUAUGAUUUAGAUUCAAUUGGUUUUACUUAAUUGUAAAUGGGAAUGGAUGAAGGAGACAGUUUUGUUUAAUAUUAUGUACAUAUUUUUGACUAAUUGUGUUGGGUAGAGUACCCAUUCCUGUAAAGUAAUUACAAAAUACUCUCAAUCAAAUGAGUUUUUAAUUGGUGCUAAGUAAAAUGUUGCUCUCUGGUAGUUGUACCGACACAGGAGGGAUAAAAGUUGACUGACAUGCAUUACGGAUUCUAACAUUUUCGGGAACUGUAAAUAUGCAUGGUAACUGUUUAAAACUGCAAAUAAAGUGGCAUUCACAUAUCGAUAUACUUUAAAAAUUUGAGAGAUUCCAUAACUGCAAGUUGUGAUUUGAACUAGCCAUCAUUUAGUGUAGUGGUGAGUAUGUAACUUUGGAUUUCACGUGUUGGUAAAUUUGAUCCUAGAUCCUCUUGUGUUGAAAUGACAAUCAUAUAGGUUUUCAAAAUCUUGUCGAAUUUUGAGAGCAGCGUUCACCGUAUAUUGCAAUUGGAUAGGCAUUGUCUGGGUACAUACUUCAAAAGUUUCAUGCAGUCUUGCAUCGCUGCCUUUUGCAUAGUAUUCAAAGUAAAGAUUUUUAACUGUAAAAGUUUGUUUUUUUAUAUGCAUUUUUAUUUACCUCUAUACUAGGGUAUAAAGUGUGACAAAAAUUUGGGUAAAUUAAAAAUUUUGGGCGA